AUGGCACUAUCAUAUCGAUUCUUAUUAUGUGCACACAAUUUACGAAGUUCUUCAAUAGAAACUUCUUUAUUCAAAGAUUCAUGUACACCGUCUCCAUUCCGAGAUGAAUUAUUUAAAGAUGAUCAUAUUCAUUUGGAUAGUUCACUAGCUGGUCGGGGUUGUUGUUGUCUUCAAACUACAUUUCAAGAUCAAUCAUUUAAAGAAACUACUCAUUUAUAUGAUCAAUUAUUACCAUUAUAUCCAAUAAUGUUAUGUUUAAGCGCUGCAUGUCCAAUAUUACGUGAUUUUUUAUCGGAUAUAGAUUGUCGAUGGAAUAUAUUAAGUGAAGCUGCUGAUGAUCGAACAACUGAAGAAAAAAAAACAAAAAAACAUUCUAUACCGUUAAGAAAAUAUAUUGAUGAACAAGAAGAUAUGGAUGCUAAUACACGGCACACAAUUGAAUAA
Molecule: messenger RNA, 444 nt
Organism: Rotaria sp. Silwood2
Lineage: Eukaryota; Metazoa; Rotifera; Eurotatoria; Philodinida; Philodinidae
Source: the annotation of a GenBank genome assembly